Molecule: messenger RNA, 1788 nt
Organism: Amoebophrya sp. A120
Lineage: Eukaryota; Dinophyceae; Syndiniales; Amoebophryaceae
Source: the annotation of a GenBank genome assembly
AGUUCCCCGUCCCCCCCUGCCCCGGGGCAUUGUGUGUACUUUCCCAUGUCAUUUCGAUUUCUUUCCGUUGUAUGUCAAAGUUUUCUUUCAAGCGAAUAGAAACAAACUUUUUUUCCGCUCUAUGUGUACGCCGCCCGACCAAUACCAAUCGCUUUUUUACCGACAAACCUCUUCCAUACCCGUUAUUUCCUUGAAGCGUCUCACUGAAAAAGAAAAUCAAAAUUCGGUUUCUGUGACAUUGCCAUAGAUUUAGCGACUAAAUUAGCACUAUGUCGGGGCGAGACCAGUAUUUGAUGCCUGCGGGCGCCAAAGAGGCGCAUGAGUACGACCGCGAUGGGCAAAAUUUCACGGCGGCGCUGGGCCUCCAGAACAAGCUCCGGGAUCGCGACAAGAAAGUGCUGGAGACCAUGGGCUUCGAAGUCAAGGGCGACGAUGGCAAGAAGGGGAAGGGCAAGGGCAAAGGCAAGAAGGGGAAGGGAGAGGACAAAGGGAGCCGCAUCCCAGGCGAGCAGAAAAUGGUACAGCACCAGAUAAACCCGGAGAUACGGCGAGAUUUGCGCGAAGAAAUGGAAAAGCCAAAGGAUUUGGACCAAAUGGACGCCGGGGAAGGUACUGCUUGAUUUUUUGUUAACAGGACAUUUAGCAUCAAACGCAAUUUAGAUGAUUCCAUGAGUUUUUUUUCAGCAUGGUCAGCUUGUUGUGUAGUACAAAGUUGAAUCUUCUGGAUCGGUGUGCUUGUUGACGUCAUCACUGUGAUAUCUGCAACACAAUUCCACUUUUCAGGUGUCCGACAGCGCAAGGAGGUAAACAUGAAGAUGCAACGCACGGAGCGCGGACUGUGGAUUCCGAAAAGGCAGUUAAAAACAACCGUGGAGGAGGAGACGGGGAAGUCGAUGCUGGUGAACGAGAUCAGGGAUGACGUGACACGCGCAGACUGGCAGUGCACGGGCUGCGGCACGCUGAACAGCCGGCUGCGCAAGCACUGCACGCGGUGCGGGGCGAGCUAUUCCAAGUUGCAGGAGCUGCUGCACGUGGACGCCAAGCUGCAACUGAAGGAUCGACUGGAGAAGACCGGCAGUAACUACCGCCUCGACUUCGCGCAGGGCAAGGUGAAUCGCGUGCCCACGGGCUGGCAGUGCGGCGGAUGCAAGCUGAUUAACCGAGUGAAUUUGUCAAGAUGUCUGCAGUGCGGGGAGAGCAAAAUGAUGGGCGAAGCCGUCUACCAGGACCUGUACAAGUACAACACAUCCAUUACGAUGGGGAAGGGCGGCGCCGGGCCGUCGACCGGACCCACAAUGGAGUUUCAGGCGCCGGGCACCUUCGAGGAUCAUGCAAAGAAGCCCACAGAGGAGAAGAAGCCUGCGACCGGCAGUACUACCGCAGCGAAAACCACUGCUCAAGACAAAGACGUCGUCGAGAAAAAGGGGGCAGAAGCCGCGAAGAGCAAGGCCGGGCCAGAGACGAAGCCUGUGGAAGACCCGUGGUUCGAGCAGUUGAGGCUAGCGAACGAAGCUUUGCUGGCAGAAAAGGAGCGUGAAAAGGAGAAGCAGCAAGAGAAGGAAAGGGAAAAACAGAAAAACGACAAGCGACAACGCUCGCGGUCGCGGUCGCGGUCACGGUCGCGUAACCGCGAUCCUCCGGACGAGGAGGAGGACGAGAACGAACUCGCUGAAGGGUUCUUUUAGCGCUUAUCGGACCUCCAGCAGAUUUUCUGCUGCAUACUAUACGAAUAGGCUCGCUCUCUUUCUCACAUCGCCUUCUAUGGCAUCAAAACUGCCUCGAUGCGGC